AUGUCAUGGCGACGCCUGCAGGCCGCACUCCCCAAUCUGACGCUUAAGCUCUACCCGCUGUCCAAGGCGCAGCAAGCCAUCUACGAGACUACCGGCACCGUGAAGGAGCUCGUGUUCCGCACCACCCCCAAGGCGAACAAGGCCGAGAUCAAGGAACACCUGGAGAAGGUAUACGGCCUGUCGGUGGAGAAGGUCAACACCUGUAACUACCUGGGCCGCAAGAAGCACGGCAAGGCCGGGUUUUACAGGUGCGAGGAGUGGCAUGUGUCCAACAAGGGCGGGCGCAAGACCGGGGGCCACGUCUACCAGAUCAAGUUUUUCCUGGUGGACGCCACGGGGCUGGAGCACCUGGCGGCGGUGGGCGAGGACCAGGGCGACGCACACUACAUCUACAGCAACCAGCCUGGGUUCCCGGGCCUGUACGGGCACAACAAGCAGGACGUCAAGCGCUGGCUGGAGGACGUGAUGGCAGCCAGCCAGCUGCGCGCCGGCUACCACCUGGACCUGGUACAGGAUGAGGUGCCCACCGACCCCUCCUCCAUCCGCCUGCCCACCUUUGUGGCCUACAGGCACGAGCGGACGGAGCUGGACGAUGGGCGCCACGCCAUGUGCUGGUUCCUGGUGGACGUCUUUGGCAAGGAGCACAUUGCCAUCUCUGGGGAGGAGAAGGAAACGCGGGACGGGCACUACGACUACUCCACGCAGGGCGUUUUCCACGUCGUAGCCCCCCUUUCCUGCCACAACCAGGCGGCGGUGGUGCGCUGGCUGGACGAGCGCGUGGUGCACAAGGGCCAGGCGGCCGCGGCGGCCACGGGGAAGCUGCCCGGCAACUUCCACACCGCGGGGCAGUACGGGCGGUCGGGCGGCGUCAGGGCGGGGCGCAAGCCCGGCUCCGACCUGGCCCGCGCCGCGGCGCUGAAGAAGUGGCGCACCGCGCACGGCGGGGCCGUGCCGGGCGCCGACCCCGCGCAGGAGGCGCGCGACGCGCUGGCCGCCGAGCUGCGCGCCUGGGCGCGGGAGGAGGCGGGCGCGCGCUCCGCCGCGCGCCGCCGCGCCCUGGCCUGGGCCUCUGACCCGGCGCCGCUGGCCGCGCUGGCGGCCGCGGAGGAGGCCGUGGACUUGCUGCGCGGUGGCAGCGGCGAGGAUCGAGCAUCGGUGCAACGCGGGGCGGACGGCCGCGGCGGCGCCGCCGGUCUCGCCGCCCAAGCCGACGGCGUGCGCGCCCGGGUGCGCCUGCUGGCCUUGCUGCGCCAGCUGGCGCACUCCUAUGCGCCGCUGGCCCUGGCCGCUGCACCGGGGCUGCAGGCCGCGCUGGCGGCCGCGCCCGCCUCGCCGCUCGCCGGCCCGGAGGUCGCCGCGCUGGCUUCCUGGAUCCUGCAGGCCUGGGCCUCGGCGCUGGGCUGCCACCUGGCGGUGCUGACGCAGGAGCGCUACGUGCGCGACCCCGGCGCCGAGCUGGAGGCCGCGCUGGGCGGGCGCCGCGCGUGGCUGGACGCCGCCGCCGCGGCGGUCACCCACCGCCGGGUCGGGCAGGGCGCGCAGGAGGCACGCGCGGGCAGGGAGCCUGCCGGUGGCGGUGACAAGGGCGUGGGGGACGGCACGGCCGAGGGUAAGGGGGGGGAUUCAGCAGCCGUCGCCGAGACCGCCGCCGCCGAGACCGCCGCUGCCGAGACCGAGCCCGAGAAUGAGGAAGGGAGCGGCAGCGAGGGCGAGGCCAUGGACGCUGAGGAGGCCGCGGAGUGA
This is a messenger RNA of Auxenochlorella protothecoides, 1743 nucleotides long. Its product is annotated as 50S ribosomal protein L23. Lineage: Eukaryota; Viridiplantae; Chlorophyta; Trebouxiophyceae; Chlorellales; Chlorellaceae. Gene Ontology annotation, cellular component: ribosome. Gene Ontology annotation, molecular function: structural constituent of ribosome. The coding region runs from base 1 to 1743 and encodes 580 amino acids. The transcript is spliced from 5 exons. Gene Ontology annotation, biological process: translation. The record is from RefSeq and is a predicted model, not a curated record.